AGGUCACGCCAGGCCUCCCCCCUGCCAGGGUCACCAUCAGCCUCCCUUCCGAGCCCAUCACUCACUGUGACUCCUCCUGUUAUUCCUUUUCAUCGCUCCCUUUUGUUGCCUUGAUGUCUUAACCGCCGUUCGGGGCUGAAUCCCAGCCAGCCCCCGGAACAUCCGUGCAAAGCAGCGAUAAAGAGAGUGCCUCUGAGAAUGUGCAGAGCACCUUCUCGCCCUCAUGCCAGUAUGCCUUCAUUGCUUAACAAAGAACAUUUCCAGAUAUGCUUCUGAUAUUAAGCCUUUGCCUCCCAACAUCAAAGAUAAGCUGAUUAAAUCACUAAGUGUCCAGGGAUGGAUAACUGAUUCAAAUAUCAAUACGGUUCUGCAUCCUGCAGUGGAGGCUCUGGACCUUCGAGACUGCGAGAUUUCAGACAGUGCCCUGCGGCAGCUUUGUAGCUGCAAGCAGCUUAAAAAAAUACACUUGAAUGUGUGGAAAGAAAACAGGCUAACCGUUACUUCUGAAGGCGUUGCGGCGCUGGCCUUGUCAUGCCCUUAUCUGCGUGAAGCCUUUUUUAAAAGAUGCAGCAACCUUACGGACAGCGGAGUCCUUACUCUUGCACUCAACUGCCCACAUCUGCAAAUACUUAACAUAGGUGGAUGCUCCAGCAUCACAGACAUAUCACUGGAAGCCCUCGGGCAGAACUGCAGGAACCUACAUAGCGUAGAUUUUUCAUCUACUCAGGUUACUGACAAUGGUGUAAUAGCAUUGGUCAGUGGAAUGUGUUCAAAGAAUUUAAAGGAGAUCCAUAUGGAGCUGUGUGUGAAUUUGACAGAUGUAGCUGUGGAAGCUGUCCUCACUUACUGUCCUAAGAUGUACAUUCUUCUGUUCCAUGGAUGUCCACUCAUAACUGAUCGUUCCCGAGAAGCCCUGGAACAGUUGGUCAGGCCAAACAAAUUUAAGCAAGUUUCAUGGACUGUUUACUGAAUUUUAUUUAAAGUUGCAGACAGUGCUUCAUUUGGAGGAAAGAAACCAUCUCCAGAAAUACUCCUCUCCUAAUGAUGUAGAUAGUUCUGAAGAGUGUCCUGUUUCCCACUGAAGGGCAGUGUUACCAGCCAAGACCCUUCCCAUCCAAGAGUAGUUGUAUUAGUACUUUGUUGAUAUUCUCAGUAACAAGACCUUUGUUUUUGUUUGUUCCACAUGGUGAUGCAUUAAGAAUGGGAAGUUGUUGGUGUUUGUAGAACAGCAGCACUUAAGGGCUCUAAUAAACGUUCAAGAAUCAUUGCAUUCCUACUCAUGAAGGGCCAGCAGUGAGUGAUGGCAUGCUGCAAGUGGGGGGAGCCAGUGAGGCAGGGGAACAAGCACCGAAUACACAUCUUGUAAUUGCAAACAGCUUGUAAUCCUACCUGCUCAUCCAUCACUUUGGUUUCAAGGCAGGCAUAACCAGGGCAUGUUUUCUUCAUGCUGCUUCUUACUUGGAAAUAAAAGCUCUGAGCUUCA
Hemicordylus capensis (graceful crag lizard) is the source of this 1483-nucleotide messenger RNA. RefSeq names its product antagonist of mitotic exit network 1 homolog (gene AMN1). Gene Ontology annotation, cellular component: SCF ubiquitin ligase complex. The record is from RefSeq and is a predicted model, not a curated record. Gene Ontology annotation, biological process: SCF-dependent proteasomal ubiquitin-dependent protein catabolic process. Gene Ontology annotation, molecular function: protein binding. Bases 224 to 970 code for a protein of 248 amino acids. The transcript has 7 exons. NCBI's taxonomy places the organism in Eukaryota, Metazoa, Chordata, Lepidosauria, Squamata, Cordylidae.